Messenger RNA from Nematostella vectensis (starlet sea anemone), 2667 nucleotides. RefSeq lists its product as uncharacterized. The record is from RefSeq and is a predicted model, not a curated record. The transcript has a single exon. The coding region runs from base 930 to 1550 and encodes 206 amino acids. Lineage: Eukaryota; Metazoa; Cnidaria; Anthozoa; Actiniaria; Edwardsiidae.
AAAAACUCCCAGUGCGUUGCCGUACCCAAAAACUCACAAAUCUGGCCCAGUUGCAUUCAUUCGGGAAUAUCAUGAGUACAUGACUGAGUGGGAACCAGCACUAGAAGAUGUUUACAAACUUAUGCGGGAACCAACUAACAUAAAGGAUCCGAAUGCUGUUGCAAUCGUAAGAGAAAAAGCCGACAAAACAGUGAUGGAUGGAGACGGUCACCCGAAUACUCUAGUUGACGAUUACGAAGUUAUCAGGCAUAUUCCCAAACUGAUGUCAACGUGGGUUAUCUAAUAUCUCAAGAGACCUACGAACUGUGAGAAAGUCGUAGUCAAAGGGAAGUGGGUGAACAGAGGUGGUGGCUAUGGACUCGAGAUUCCUUGUGAAUACAUAUUUGAAGGUGACAGUUUUUCUUCUAGCUGGCUAAAGCGGAAAUUGGUAAUCGAGGAAUUUGAUGCGACUGAUCCGCACAAGACCACACAAGUCUCACAAGGCGAUUAGCCAUAGUAAUUAGAUUAGACAGUUAAAAUAUGACGAAAUAUGACGUGCACUAUCUGUUGUCAUGCUGACAAAUAUUGUUGAUGACCGUUUAAUAGAGAUGAAAAACAAUGAAAUCAACCAAUUGGGACCCUCCUUUGGUGACCGCAUCCGCUUAAUAGAGGUGACCGCUAAAUAGAGGUCAAGUUUACAGUAAACAUAAGGGGGGAAAUUCGGGACUUUGGUAAAUGACCUUUGAAUAGAGGGUGACCGCUCAAUAGAGGGCCGCUUAAAAGAGGUUCGACUGUAUAUACAAAGUCUAGAAGACAAAAUCAAUGACCUUUUUGAGUUUAAAGCCAGCCAAGAAGUCUGUAACCAGGACCUAGAUGAAAAACUUAUUAAAGAGAUUCAGCAAACUGGAAACUUCCGUAGUCAACUCGAGGAGCUUGAAGCACGUUAUAUUAUGAAAACAAAAGUAUUACUGCGGUGUAAUCAAAUGUUGGAAGGAAGAAUUAGUGCCUUAGCCAAGGCGCAUGAAGAGGAGGUCAAGGAUCUUAAGAAAACUAUAUCAAAACUUCAUUCGGAAAUUAGCGCUCUAAAAAAACAAGUCGGAACCAUAAAGACGUCCCUAGAAUUUCUUGAAACCUCAGUAAUUAACGAGGCCGAAGAACCAGCCCCGUCACCAGCACCGGACCGAUCUACUAGUGAACCAACAUCUUCGCCGGAACGGGUCGUUGAAGAGCAGGUUUCGCCUGAGAUUUCUCAGCAGCCACGGAGACUAUCAGUAAGUUCAACAGAGGAGGACCGUGGACAGGAACUCACAACUGUACGGGAAAACAACCCGGUGCCAAAGGCUUUAAUCAUCGGCGACUCCAUGAUCAAGGGAAUAAAUGAAAACCGUCUAAGUCAAUCGCUCAUUGUUAGAAGCGGCACCAAAGAGACCCUCCAAUAUCUGAAGUCUCUGGAUGAUAAUGUGGUCUACGAAUCGGUCUUUAUACAUACUGGAACAAACGACAUCCGUGGGUAUACAUCAAUUACCCAAAUAGAGGAAAACAUCGAUCUAAUCAUUCAAGAAGUGAAGUAAAAAUGGCACGGCUGUAAAGUAAAAAUAUCGGGAGUGAUCCUGCACUCCGAUUACAGCAAAAAUAGCAUGAUAAAUUUGCUCAAUAGAAGACUCCACAAUAAGUACGCCAUUGGAGAAUAUCGAGACGUUAGUUUCGUCGACAAUACAAAUGUAGUUCUGUUUAACACUGGGGAAGUUGAUCACACGGUAUUUUAUAGAGAUAACCUGCACCUGAGCAGAACCGGUACUCGUAUAUUUGCCGCAAACGUAAAAUUUGCGUUAGGGCUGAGGGAGUCAGCAGAGCUUCAUCGAGACAGUCAGUUAAUGGCCCUGUUAAAUCAAUAUAUUGUACCGGCACCGCCUACUAACUUUUCAACACAAUAAGCAUAUGCCAGGCAAUCUUAGAGUAGGUUUCUGAAAUAUUCACGGGUUUCGUUCCCGUCAAUUAGGUCAAAUAAACUACAACUGCACGAAGUACAAAAUAUUUCUUCUGCACAUGACUUUUUUGGCGUUGUGGAAACACAUGCCACUGACCAAUUUUCAAACUUUGAGUUUCCUAAUUAUAAUUACUAUAAAAUAAUUACUAUAUAAGGUAUUGCAGUAUAUUUCCGUAAAGAACUUAAACAAGGCAUUUCAUACAUUUCAACUGAUAACGCCAUUUGGUGUAAACUAGACAAGUCUUUUUUUUCAUACUAGCAAAGAUGUUUACAUUGCAACCGUCUAUUUUAGCCCAGAAAACUCAGAUAGGCAAACACAAAGCGAUUAUCUUGACGACCUUGAAGUGGAAUUAUUGAAGUUUUCGCAGCGUGGCUACAUUCUGAUUCAGGGUGACUUAAAUGCAAGGUGUGGCCAAUUGCAGGACCAAUCGCUCUUUGAAGGGGGAGAUAAAUUUGGCGACGAUUGCGGCCUUGUUUCGAUCCCGAGUAGAAAAUCCCAAGAUGAGACUGCUGACCGUAGAGGUAAGGACCUAAUAGAAUCAUGCAUCUCAAAUAACCUAAGUAUUUUGAAUGGAAGAAUGAUGGGUGAUCGGCUAGGGCGGAAAACGUGCUUCCAAUAUAAUGGUUCUAGCCUUGUAGAUUAUGUCAUUGGCAGUAGAAACUUUUUAACCCCGAACCCGACAAUAUACUAAAUGAAGUAA